GGUGUUUUGGGGGAUGGGGGGUGGUGUUUGUGCCUCGCAGAUUCGGGAAUCGAGUCCCAAAUAUAUUUGGGCAUCCCUGGGAGAGGUAUUGUUUUAUUGAUAUGAGGAGGGGAUGUUUUUGGCUCUUGCAGGAAUCCAAAGCUGAGCCGUAAAUGCUCCUUGGGGGGAUUUGGAGGGGCCCACGUGGCGAUCACCCGGUCCCGGCGGGGCGGGACAUCGGUUUUGGGAUCCCCGGGAGAGGCGUGGGAUGAAAGGCGGGAGCCCCGGCGUGGGGAGAGGGGCGACAGCAGAGCUGGGGGACCCCCGGCAGCCUGGAGGGGAGGUGGAGCCGGGAGAUGAGUGGGGUCCGGCCCCCCCGAGCUUUGAAGCUCUGGUGGGGAGAGGGGGAGGAAGAGGAAGAUGCCCCGGGACAGCCAGGCAGACAAGGAGCUGAGGACGGAGACCAUGAAGGACAAAUCCCCUCAGCAGAACCUCGUGGGAGAGGCCGUUUGGAGCGACUCCGCAGUGCAGGAAUACAACGGGGAGGAAAAGCCGCAGAGAUCCCACACAAGGAGGGGCUGCAAACGCAGAUCAUGGGGAUCCGAGGAAGAAAGACCCAAACUGGACCUGGCAGGCAGCCAGAGAUCUGGCCAGAGCUCUGAGCUGAGAGUCCAUGAGCAGCUUCAUGGUAGCAAGAAGCCCCUCCAGUGUUUGGAAUGUGGGAAGAGUUUCCACAGGAGCUCCAGCCUGGUCCGGCAGCAGAUGAUCCACACUGGGGAACGGCCCUACGAGUGUGGGGAAUGUGGGAAGGGAUUCAAUGUCAGCUCCCACCUGAUCCGCCACCAGAGGACCCACACUGGGGAACGGCCCUAUGAGUGUGGGGAAUGUGGAGAGAGCUUCUGCCAGAGUUCCAGUUUGCUAUACCACCAGAGGAUCCACACUGGGGAUCAGCCCUAUGAGUGUGGGGAAUGUGGGAAGAGCUUCAGACUGAGCUCCAGAUUGAUCUGCCACCAGAUGAUCUGUCGCUACUCGCGAUGUAUUUCGUAA
This is a messenger RNA of Oenanthe melanoleuca, 1026 nucleotides long. RefSeq names its product zinc finger protein 3 homolog. The record is from RefSeq and is a predicted model, not a curated record. Lineage: Eukaryota; Metazoa; Chordata; Aves; Passeriformes; Muscicapidae. The coding region runs from base 400 to 1026 and encodes 208 amino acids. Gene Ontology annotation, molecular function: DNA-binding transcription factor activity, RNA polymerase II-specific; RNA polymerase II cis-regulatory region sequence-specific DNA binding. The transcript has 2 exons. Gene Ontology annotation, biological process: regulation of transcription by RNA polymerase II.